Gastrolobium bilobum is the source of this 3854-nucleotide messenger RNA. Its product is annotated as putative acyl-activating enzyme 19. Gene Ontology annotation, molecular function: protein binding. The transcript is spliced from 18 exons. The record is from RefSeq and is a predicted model, not a curated record. Bases 38 to 3520 code for a protein of 1160 amino acids. Gene Ontology annotation, biological process: amino acid activation for nonribosomal peptide biosynthetic process. Lineage: Eukaryota; Viridiplantae; Streptophyta; Magnoliopsida; Fabales; Fabaceae.
GAAAAGAAGAAACAACACCACCGUAACUCGGAACCAGAUGAACGAUGAGCGCACGGAGAGGGAGACACAGUAUUGCUGCGUUUCCCACGAGUUCUUCCGAAUUGCGUCUGCGAACCCUAACAAAAUCGCUGUGAUUCAUGCUUCAGGCGUGGCCAACCUUUCCAGAGAACUGCGCCGCGAAAAUGCCUCCUCCCCCAACUUCAAUGGAGACAUUGCCACACUCUUAGAAAAGAGCGUGGAAUCCACGUCCCCGCCACUGUACUAUGGGGACCGUUGCUUCACUUACUCUCAUCUCUUGAACGCCGUUCGUUCCCUCAGCUCUCGCAUCCGCUCUAUCCUGCUUGGUGCGGAUGACCCUCACUUGAUCAGAACCAAACCUCGUGGUAAAAAGGGAAAUGUUCAAACAUCUGAGUCCUCAGAAACUGUUGAGCCUAGUGAAGAGCCAAUGGCUGAUUCAAGUGAAGAGUAUAGGCCAAAGAUAGUGGGAAUGUAUAUGCCUCCUUCUAUUGAAUAUAUUGUUGCUGUUCUUUCUGUGCUGAGGUGCGGGGAAGCCUUCUUGCCUCUGGAUCCUUUUUGGCCAAACGAAAGGAUAUUGUCAGUUGUUUCUUCUUCAAAUGCCGAUCUCAUUAUAGGGUCCCGAUCUUCAUUUGGUAAAAGUAACUUGGACCAGCUUGAUGAAUCCCAUUGGCUGGUUAAGUCAGUUUGUUGUCCUGUUUUGAACUUCUCCAUUGAAGAAAACCUUCGAGAAUGCAGCUGUCCAACAGAUUUGGCAUGGCCUUGUGCCAAUGAAAAGCAGAGAUCAUUCUGUUAUCUGAUGUACACUUCUGGAUCAACUGGAAAGCCUAAAGGAGUGUGCGGCACUGAACAAGGUCUUUCAAAUCGCUUUUUAUGGAUGCAAGGAAAGUAUCCUCUGAACGGACAGGAACUAUUGUUGUUUAAAUCAUCAAUUAGCUUUGUUGACCACCUGCAAGAAUUUCUCAGUGCUAUUUUGACUGCUUGUGUGUUAGUUAUUCCUCCUUUCAGUGAGCUCAAAGAAAAUUUAUAUUCUAUAAUAGAUUUUCUGCAGGCUUAUUUUGUUAAUAGGCUUACGGCUGUUCCAUCACUAAUGAGGACAAUUCUUCCUGGAUUGCAAACUGAUGCUGACAUGCGGGUUAAAGGUUCACUGAAAUUGCUUGUGCUAAGUGGUGAAACUUUUCCUUUGACCUUGUGGGAGAUGCUUUCGACUUUAUUACCAAAGACAUCAAUCUUGAAUUUAUAUGGAAGCACUGAGGUCUCUGGUGACUGUACAUAUUUUGAUUGCAAAAAGAUGCCAUUGGUUUUGAAGGAAAACAAGCUGACUAGUGUUCCAAUAGGUUUACCCAUCACUAACUGUGAUGUGGUGCUUCUUGGUGAAAAUGGAGCAUCAAAUGAGGGAGAGCUAUAUGUUGGUGGUUCUUGCACUUCUAGGGGUUACUAUAAUGAAUCUAGCAUAAUGUCUGAUGCAUUUGUAAAAUUGCCUCGUACUGGAGAUUCUGUUAAUGCUUGCCGAAGCCAAUUAUACUUUAGAACUGGUGAUCUAGCCAAACAAUUACCAAGUGGUGACUUUAUAUUUUUGGGAAGAAAAGACCGCAUUAUAAAAGUCAAUGGACAACGUAUUGCUCUGGAAGAAGUUGAAGAUUUGCUAAGGGAACAUCCAUAUAUAAGUGAUGCGGCUGUAAUUUAUCGAAAUAAUCAAGCGGAGCUUGUGCUCCUGGAAGCUUUUAUAAUAUUAAAGGACAAGGAAAGAUUGGGUGAAUUAUUAAUACCUGCUAUCAGAAGUUGGAUGAUUAACAAACUUCCAUCUAUUGUACUUCCUAACCGUUUCAUCUUUACCGAAUCAUUUCCUGUUUCUUCUAGUGGUAAGGUUAAUUAUGAGUUGUUGGUUGGCUCGGCAUUAUUAACAAAGAAUGUCAAGGAUAAGGUUGGUAACAUUGGCUGCGUCAAUCUUCUGCAACUUAUUAAAAAGGCCUUUCAUGAUGCUUUGAUGGUCGAAAAGGUUUGCAAUGAUGAUGAUUUCUUUAUAAUGGGUGGUAACUCUCUUUCUGCUGCACAUGUUGCUUACAAUUUGGGGAUUGACUUAAGAUUUCUUUACUACUAUCCAAGUCCUUUUAAGCUUUGUAUGGCUCUUCUCCAGAAAAGAGGAUCAUGCCCUUUGCACAACAGGUUCGAUAAUUGUUUGGAAUCAAAUACAGACAGACAAAAUAACCAAUUUUCUUCCAAUCGUACUGAAUAUUCUAUUCCUCUUGAGUCAAGAUUGAUUUCCAAAGGUAAUGAUGAUGAUAAUUCUUUUACAUCUAAGCGCUUAAAGAGCGGUUCUGCAGAUGUUACAUCGGAGGGUGAUGAAACAUUCCCAUGGUAUUCCCCUUCAAUAUUCUUAUCAUCUUCAUUUAGCCGAUGCAACAAGGUGUUGUAUAAAGGGCAGCAUGCAGUAAUUGAUACAAACCAAAUACCUUGGACUGCAAAUGUUCCAAGAGGUAGCAGAGGUCAUAUGAAAGACUUUUGGAAAGUUUACAUGGAAUCUUGUGUUGAUGCUUCACCAGUGCUUGUGUUUAAAGGCUCAGAGAUUUAUUUGUUCAUUGGAUCUCACUCACAUAAAUUUCUCUGCAUAAAUGCCAGAAGUGGUUCUGUCCAGUGGGAGAUCAAACUAGAAGGACGCAUUGAAUGUACAGCAGCAAUUGUUUCUAAUUUUUCUCAGGUGGUUGUUGGAUGCUAUAUGGGAAAAAUAUAUUUUCUUGAUUUUUCAAAUGGACACAUCUGUUGGAGUUUUCAAACAUCUGGGGAGGUAAAAUCACAGCCAAUUGUGGACAAAUGCAGGCAAUUGAUCUGGUGCGGCUCACAUGAUCAUAACUUAUAUGCUCUUGAUUACAAAAAUCAUUGCUGUGUCUAUAAGCUACCCUGUGGAGGCAGUAUAUAUGGCUCACCUGCAAUUGAUGAGGUUCGUGGCUCGCUUUAUGUGGCCUCUACUGGUGGUCGUAUAACAGCUGUAUCAAUAUCGGCUUCUCCCUUUAAUAUAUUGUGGCUCCACGAGUUAGAAGUCCCUGUGUUUGGUUCUCUGGCUGUCACCCAAAAUGGAACAGUAAUAUGUUGCUUGGUAGAUGGCCAUGUGCUUGCAUUGGAUCCGAAUGGAUCCAUUGUUUGGAAAAAAACAACUGAUGGUCCAAUAUUUGCUGGGCCAUGCAUACCUUCUGCUCUUCCUCAUGAGGUGUUUGUAUGCUCCAGAAAUGGAAGUGUGUACUCGUUCAAACAGGAGAAGGGGGAUCUACUUUGGAAAUACAACGUUGGAGAUCCAAUUACUGCAUCUGCUUAUGUUGAUGAGCACUUGCAGCUGGAUUCUGAUGACUCCCAUUCUUCAGACAGAUGCCUUACAAUUUCGUGCAUUAUGUCCCUCAGCACGACAAUUUCCACAUCUGAUAGGUGGCCUUUUUAUAACAGGUGCCGCAACAGUCGGUUCACUCUUGGCAAGAUAUUCAUCAAGGUCAGGAAAUGGUUUAAUAGGAGUUGAAUAUACCUUCAUAUAUGUUUCUGUUGUGAAGCAAAUAUCAACAAAGUCUUCAGGCACCCUUCUCCAAUAUCUGAUUGCUGCAAUACCAUGGAUGCAAGGUAUUCCUGUUAACCUCCAAACUCUACAGCUACAACAUUUUUUUUCAAUAUCAGUGGAGAAUGACUUCCCACGGCAUGUAACUUCAACAACAUUUUGUGAAGAAGGACUGACAACACAAUCUCUUGACAUUGUUUUUAGUUUUUCAAGCCUUUCUUGGAUUUUUGGUGUAAUUGGACCAAUGUAUUGCUCCAUCUUAGUCUUUCUAUCAUACAAACUUUUCAUUAGCUUCUUCCGA